Molecule: messenger RNA, 2223 nt
Organism: Sabethes cyaneus
Lineage: Eukaryota; Metazoa; Arthropoda; Insecta; Diptera; Culicidae
Product: phosphoenolpyruvate carboxykinase [GTP]-like
Exons: 3
Coding region: 177-2120 (647 amino acids)
Biological process (GO): cellular response to insulin stimulus; response to starvation; hepatocyte differentiation
Cellular component (GO): cytosol
Molecular function (GO): manganese ion binding; GTP binding; phosphoenolpyruvate carboxykinase (GTP) activity
Source: RefSeq, a predicted model, not a curated record
GCGUUGCUCGACUUUAGCGAGUGUUGUAGCCUUAAAAUCAAGAAAUCAAACUACUAUAAAAGUGAAAUAAGUUAAUUUUCGAAAGAAAAUUUAUCUAUUCUGAACGCAACCAACAAAAUAAAACAAAAAUAAAUUCAAAAGGCUUCAGCAAAAUCAAUUGAAAAUUCUGCCCCAAAAUGCCUCAAGUUAUUGAACAAUUCACGAAGCUCCCGACGGCUCUUGGCUGCUCACCAAAAUUACGCCCAUCUAUUACCAACCAGAUUCGCGGAACUUCCAUCGUUAACGGAAAUGUUGCUCAACUGUCGCCGAAGAUCCGCAUGUUUGUCGAAGAAUCUGUGGCUCUUUGCAAACCCGACCGCAUCCAUAUUGUCGACGGUGGUGAAGAAGAAAGUGCUAUUCUGCUGAAUACUCUGCAGCGUCUCGGAACCAUCCAAUCGCUACCGAAAUACGAAAACUGCUGGCUGGCCCGUACUAAUCCCGCUGAUGUGGCUCGCGUUGAAUCCAAGACCUUUAUCUGUACCGAACGCCCCGAACAAGCCAUUCCAACUCCGAAGGAAGGCGUAAAAGGAACCCUUGGUAAUUGGAUUUCACCCGAUGAUUAUGAUACUGCCAUUCGAUCGCGUUUCCCGGGAUGUAUGCAGGGACGCACCAUGUACGUUGUUCCGUUUUCGAUGGGACCGAUCGAUUCUCCACUGUCCAAGUUCGGUAUCGAAAUCACCGACUCGGCUUACGUUGUCUGUUCUAUGCGCAUCAUGACGCGUAUGGGAUUACCAGUGCUAGAAAAGCUUGCUGAUAACUCGGAUUUCAUUAAGUGCUUGCACUCAGUAGGAACCCCAAUUAGCGGUAAACUAACUAUGCCUUCCUGGCCGUGUGACCCGGAACGUACUAUUAUCCUGCACAAACCAGCGAAAAAUGAGAUCGUAUCCUACGGUUCUGGCUAUGGAGGCAACUCGUUGCUUGGCAAGAAAUGUUUCGCCCUCCGCAUCGGUUCCACGAUUGCACAGCGUGAAGGAUGGCUUGCCGAACAUAUGCUGAUUCUUGGUGUCACCGAUCCAAAUGGAGUGAAGAAAUACAUCGCUGCCGCCUUCCCGUCUGCCUGCGGUAAAACCAAUUUAGCUAUGAUGAAUCCAACCCUACCGGGAUAUAAGAUGGAAUGUGUCGGAGACGAUAUCGCUUGGAUGAAGUUCGACUCCAAAGGACAACUUCGUGCUAUCAACCCAGAGAAUGGCUUCUUCGGAGUGGCCCCUGGAACUUCCAUGGAAACCAAUCCGAACGCUAUGCAGACUGUUUACAAGAACACAAUCUUCACCAACGUAGCGACCACCUCCGAUGGUGGUGUCUUCUGGGAAGGUAUGGAGAAAGAAGUUGCCCCAGGAGUAGAGAUCACAGACUGGCUGGGUCAACCAUGGAAGCUGGGUGAAUCCAAAACUCCUGCUGCUCACCCGAACUCCAGAUUUUGUGCACCUGCUGGUCAAUGUCCCAUUAUCGACCCAGCCUGGGAGGACAACGAAGGUGUUCCAAUCUCGGCUAUUUUGUUUGGAGGACGUCGCCCGGAAGGAGUUCCACUGGUCUAUGAAGCCAAUUCGUGGGCUCAUGGAGUAUUCAUAGGAUCUGCAAUGCGCAGUGAAACGACCGCAGCUGCCGAACACAAAGGCAAAGUUAUUAUGCACGAUCCUUUUGCAAUGCGACCAUUCUUCGGAUACAACUUCGGUGAUUACAUCAAGCACUGGCUAAGCAUGGAACAACGUGCCAGCAAGGUUGGCGGACACAUGCCAAAAAUCUUCCAUAUCAAUUGGUUCCGCAAGGAUGCCAACGGUAAAUUCCUCUGGCCUGGAUUUGGUGAGAACUGUCGCGUCAUCGAUUGGAUUCUACAGCGCGUGGAUGAGCACGAUUGCUACCAGGACAGCCCAAUCGGUCGCAUUCCGGCCCCGGGAGCAAUCAACCUGGACGGGUUGAGAAGUGCAGUAAACGAGGAUGAACUGUUCCGCAUUCCGAAGGACUUCUGGAUCAAGGAGGUCGAGGAUAUCAAACAGUACUACGAGAACCAGUUGCCACAUGAUUUACCCAGCGAGAUCGCGCAGCAGCUGGCGGAUCUGAAGAGCCGCCUGGAGCGGAAGUGAAUUUGUUCAUAGGUUUAGGUUAGUUUGUAUUCAUUUAUUGGUUAGUUUCUGGCAUGCCCUUUUUUAUGGUUCUACUUCUAAUUUUAACAGUUAAUGAAGCCUU